Messenger RNA from Meira miltonrushii, 3011 nucleotides. RefSeq lists its product as uncharacterized. The record is from RefSeq and is a predicted model, not a curated record. NCBI's taxonomy places the organism in Eukaryota, Fungi, Basidiomycota, Exobasidiomycetes, Exobasidiales, Brachybasidiaceae. Bases 266 to 2965 code for a protein of 899 amino acids. The transcript has a single exon.
GGACUCUUUUCGCACCUUAUCCGUGACAUGUGUGACUCCAACGGUGUAUUACGCCAUCCGCAGCUGACAAAUGUCAAAAGAAAUACUUUUGCUUAGACUAUAAAAAGGAUAUAACAUUCCAUCUUCACAGAACUUUACCCAAUUCUACCUUCUUCCCUUUCAUUAAAUCUCUCUUCUUAAAGACCUGGGCUGGCCUCAGGCAAAUAGCAAUCGACUGGUCGAAUUGCAACAACAUAACGAAUACACACUCUUUCAAAAACACAAAAUGCUCUCUGCCCUUUUCAAAACGUUGAUUGCCCUGGUGGCAUUAACGUCUUUGUUAGCAAUCAUUCAUGCUGCACCAGCUCCUUACCGAGUUCUACCUGGUGAAGAGCCACAUCCUAUCUACGGUCCAAAUGGAAUGGCCUUAAGUGAAAAGACCGUGAUUCACAAACGUGAACCUUUCGUUUUGGAACCUGGAAUGCAUCCUUUGGAACAUAUGCCACCAGGAACAGUUGCAAAAUUCACGGCACUCAAGCGUGAUCCUUAUGUCUUGGAACCUGGUAUGCAUCCUUUGGAACAUAUGCCACCAGGUACAGUCUCAAAAGUUACAGCACUUAAACGUGACCCUUACGUCUUACGCCCUGGAAUGCGACCAAUCGAACAUCUUCCUAUGGGUGCAACAGCUCUCAAACGUGAGCCUUCUCCACUCGUACUAACGGGUAAUAUGAAACCUAUGGAGAACGUACCGAAAGGGAUCCACAUUCUGCGUCGAACACUAUUCAAACCUGCUGAUAAUGCAACAAAGACGUUUGAUGAUGGUCAAAAGACUAAAGAAACCGAUUUCAAGAACAAACAAAAGGAUGAUUCGACAAAAGCCACUGAUCAAUUCAAAAAGGAUCAAGAAAAGAAGGAUAAUGAUCAAAUCCAAAAGUUACAAGAUGAUCAAAAGAAGAACAACACAAGUACAGCAGACGCACAAAAGCAAGUUGAUGAUUUGAAGAAGCAACAAGCGACUGAUAACGCAAAGGAUCUUGCUGAUUUUAACAUCCAACAAGAUGAAGACAAUAAGUCUGCUUUGGACACUUUUAACUUUGCACAGAAGCAGGAUAAGCAAUCAUUUGACUUGAAGCACCAGCAAGAACUUGAUGAUCAAAAAGCACUUGACGAGCAAAAGAAGAAACAAGAUGCUGCAAAUAAGAAAGCCAUCAGUGACCUUCAAGAUAAGCUCAAGAAGGACAAAGUUAGUGAUGCAGAUGCUCAGAAGCAAGUUGACGAUCUCAAAAAGCAACAAACGGAUGCCAAUGCCAAAGAAGUAGGUGAUCUUAAGACCAAACAAAAAGACGCAAAUGACAAAAAGGUAGACGACUUGAAGAAGCAGCAAACGGAUGCAAAGAAUAAGAAAGAUGAUGACGAUUUAAAGACGUCCAAUGAUCGUAAGAAAACCACUGCUACCAAAAAGCUUAAAGAUAAGCAAAGCGCACAGAACAAAAAAGCAUCCGAUGAUUUACAAACGAAGCUCAAGAACGACAAAACGAGUGAGGCUGACAUUAAGAAGCAACUGGAUGAUUUACGCAAAAAGCAAGAGGAAGAUGACAAAAAGGCAAACGAAGAUCUUCAAAAGAAGCUGGACGCUCAAGACAAGAAAGCCAGUGCUGAUUUAGCAUUCCGUCAAAAGCAGCAAAAAGCGAUGUUCGAUCUUAAAUCAUCCCAAAAAACUUCCGACGAUAAAGCUUUGGACGAUUUGAAGAAGAAACAACAAGAUGCCAACCAAAAAGCCAUUGACGCCCUCAAAGCCAAGCAAAAGUCUGGUAAGGUGAGCGAUGCAGAUGCUCAGAAACAAUUGGACGACUUGAAAAAGAAGCAGGAAGAUGAUGACAAGAAAGCCAAAAGCGAUUUGCAAAAAGAUCAAGACACGAAAAAUAAGAAAGCAGAUGAUGACCUUAAGCAAAAAAAUGAGGAUGCGUCAGGUAAGAAGGCAAUCGAUGAUUGGAAAUCCAAGCAAAGUGAUGAUGAUAAAAAGGCACAGGAAGAUUUGCAAACCAAGCAGCGUACCGAUAAUCAAAAAGCCGUUGAUGAUCUUAAAGCUAAGCAGAAGGCAGGUAAAGUCAGUGAUGCCGAUGCAAAGAAGCAGCUGGACGAUUUAAAGAAACAGCAAGAUCAAGCUGAUAAAAAAGCUUCUGACGAUUUAAAGAAACAACAGGAUGAUAAGAACAAAAAAUCUGACGCUUUCCUUACGAAUGCCCAAAAAGCAAAAGGCGAUGCAAAGUCUGACGAUCAAAAGAAGCAACAACAAGCUCAAGACUUUUUCAAAAAUUUGUCUGGGAUGAAUCAAGAUCAAAAAGAUCAAGCUGCAAAAUUCUUCAAAGCAAAUGCCGAUCAACAAAAACAACAACAGCAACAACAACAAACCUUCUUCAAGAAUCUGUCACAAAACGAUCAACAACGUAAACAACAACAAGAUGAUUUUUUCAAGAAGUUGGCCGAUCAAAACAACAAGGACAAGGACCAAGACAAGGAUAAAGAUGGCAAGAGCAAAACAACUACCAGCACUUCCGCUACAAGCACCUCGUCUGCAAGUACUACAUCUAAGAGCACUUUCGCCACUCCAAAGCCUACUGAUCAUAGAAACUGGCUCGCCGAUAUCUUCGACAAAGAUGCCAAAGAUGACAAGAAACCCUCUUCCACUUCAUCGGAUGACAAAAAGACUACUUCAACAUCCACUUCUUCUUCCACCUCUUCUCCUACUGCUCAUGUGAAAGCAAAGGCAACUACGGCUUCGCAAAAGACCACAUCGACAAGCACAAAGGAUUCUAACACGCAUCAUACACCUUCUCCGACCCCAUCUCCAGCUUCGCAUUCGAAAGACGAUGACAAGGAUUCAAAAACAUCUGACGAUAAGAGCACAGAUGACAAAGACACAUCGAGCAAAGGCGAUGAUGACAAAGAUAAGCGAUCAUUAGUCUUCAAGAGAGAUUUCUCAUAAAUUGAUCAUAUUAUAGGUCGUUCCCGAAUUUGUACAGAUGAAAUAA